This is a messenger RNA of Brachypodium distachyon (stiff brome), 1231 nucleotides long. RefSeq lists its product as uncharacterized. The record is from RefSeq and is a predicted model, not a curated record. The coding region runs from base 16 to 948 and encodes 310 amino acids. The transcript is spliced from 2 exons. Gene Ontology annotation, molecular function: RNA binding. NCBI's taxonomy places the organism in Eukaryota, Viridiplantae, Streptophyta, Magnoliopsida, Poales, Poaceae. Gene Ontology annotation, cellular component: chloroplast.
AAAGAACCGGCAUACAUGGAUUCUGUUACACGCUGGCAGGUAGGGCCCAAGUCAUCGUCAAUUUCUUAUCUCCUUUUCGGCGCUUCCAGUUCCACUCUGUUUCUGCAGUUGCGGCUGGCUUCGCUAUCGCUUGUUAUCCCCUCCCAAGUCCGUCGCAUCCUCGUCGGCAUUCCGGCAAGCACCAUGACGGGCGUGGCGGUGGCGGUUACCCUCCUCCGCCUUCCUCUCGCCCGCCUGUCCUCCCAUCUCCGUCCCCUCCCUUCCCCUCCCGUCCCGCCCCCUCGCCUCCGUCUCUCCGUCGCCCACCGCCUCAUCUCCUCGCUCCUCGGCCCCGGCCACGGCCUCGCCGUAGCAGUCGUGUCCGAAGCGGUGGCCGAGGUGGAUGAAGAAGAGUUCGAAGCGACGGAAGAGCCGCAGCUGGAGGCGGCGCCCCCGUCCUUCGUGCUCCCGCGGCUGCCGCGACCUAAGCUGGACGUGAAGGAGCGGAAGGAGCUGGCCUCGUACGCGCACGGCCUCGGCAAGAAGCUCAAGUCGCAGCAGGUUGGUAAGGGCGGCGUCACUCCCUCUCUCGUAUCCGCCUUCAGCGACAACCUCGAGUCCAACGAGCUCCUGAAGCUAAAGAUUCACGGGAACUGCCCUGGGGAACUACCUGAUGUGAUAUUACAACUUGAGGAGUCAACUGGAUCCAUUGCUGUUGACCAAAUCGGCCGCUCGGUUAUUCUAUAUAGGCCAAGCUCCAGCAAGAUGAAAAAGAGGGAAGAAGUUGCUAGAAAGAGGGAAGAAUUUGCUAGAAAUAGCACGAGAUUUCUCAAAUCUGAAGGUGGAUUCGAAGAACAUCCCAGAAACAGCACAAGCAGGAGAUUUGUGAAAUCUGGAUCAACAUUUAGGACUCAACAGAAGAGAAGAUCAAUUGCAUCCAAGGGGUCGUCAUACAGCCGAGGAAAUUAAUAUAUGUUUUUGUUCUUAUCUGGAGUAAUCAUCUAAAUUUUAGACUAACUACUCGUAUAAUGGAUAUUAGUGUUAAGUUUCCACCAGUAAACUAUGGAUACACAGGAACGCACCAAGUGGUGGUGAUCCCUUCAAAUAGAAGUUCUGGGUUAGUGACUUAGUGGAUAUUAACAUCAUAUGCCAUAUGGUCUACAUGCUAAUCUGAAGCCUGUAAUGAAAUUUGAUAUAACUAAACUGAUGUGUGCAUCUCACCUAUUCCAGCAAGUUAGGUGAUUCAUCAUAA